AUGAUCAUCUACAAGGACAUCAUCACCGACGAUGAGAUGAUCUCGGACUCGUUCGACCUCAAAGAGGUCGACGGUGUCGUCUAUGAGGUCGAUUGCCAGAUGAUCACUGAGGGCAAGAUCGACGUCGAUAUUGGCGCCAACCCCUCGACCGAGGGCGGCGAGGACGAGGGCGUCGAGGACCAGGAGAUCAAGGUCAACAAUGUCGUCUACACCUUCCGCCUUCAGUCUACUUCUUUCGACAAGAAGUCCUACCUGACCUACCUGAAGAGCUACAUGAAGGCUGUCCGCACCAAGCUCCAGGAGGCCGGCAAGUCCGAGGAGGAGGUCAAGGACUUCGAGACCAAGGCCGCCGCCUAUGCCAAGAAGAUCAUUGCCAACUUCAAGGACUGGGAGUUUUACACCGGCGAGAGCAUGAACCCCGAGGGCAUGAUCGUCCUCCUCAACUACCGCGAGGAUGGUGUCACCCCCUACUGCGUCUUCUGGAAGCACGGUCUCAAGGAGAUGAAGGUCUAA
Molecule: messenger RNA, 513 nt
Organism: Thermochaetoides thermophila DSM 1495
Lineage: Eukaryota; Fungi; Ascomycota; Sordariomycetes; Sordariales; Chaetomiaceae
Exons: 4
Coding region: 1-513 (170 amino acids)
Cellular component (GO): cytoplasm
Molecular function (GO): calcium ion binding
Source: RefSeq, a predicted model, not a curated record